AUGGUUGUCAAGUUGGCGUUUCUCCUUUCGUCUCUUUUAUCUGUGCCUAGCUGGGCUCAACAGACCCCAACCUGUCUGUCCCCGGCCAACAAUGGGGGCCUGAGCAAUCAGGCCGUGUGCUGCUCUGGAGCUGGCCGUGACGAAGAAAUGGUCGAUGGCACGAUCUAUAGAUAUGCCUGUAGCCACUAUGCUUCCAGCGUCUACAGCCAGCCCUACGCCGUUGCCAACUUAUAUGAAUGUGCCAAGAGAUGCUCGGAGCAGGCCGCCUGCUAUGCAGCAUCAUGGAAACCGCACUCUGAUCAUCCAACCGGUGGAAUCUGUUACCUAUCGCGAGCCGGAUUUUCGGAAAACUUCGACACAAGCGGGAGCUGGCUGCUGCUUGCUCGAACCGACCCGACGGGUCCUGUCGUGGGUCCGGAUUGUACAACGGAGGUGGAGAAAGCCCAAGAAGAGUGCAAGAAGGAAUCUGAAGCCAGCUGCACUCUUGCAAAGCAGGCUCUGCAAAUCCAGAGUCAGCAGAACCUGGCCGAACAAGUGGAAAAAACCGAGCAAUGUGAGCAAAGGCUUCACCAGUGUCUCCACCCUCCGGUCGAGCCUUGGAGGCAACAGGCGGCGGCGUUGCAGUGUAAACAGGACGAUCAUACUGUGGUCAGCACGGGAACGAAACGCUUUAAACUUCGGUGCUAUGCGUUUAAACCUGCUAAUACCGCAAGGGAUAUCGGGAAGAAGCUCACAUAUGCCGAUUGCAUGGUCUCUUGUCAAGAUGACAACUCCUGUCGUGGAUUUCAGUGGUCCCCUACUACUCAAGGAUGUAAACUUUUCUCUUUUAUCAGAGACAAUGAGCUCAUCUUCAAUGGCAAUGCAUCACCUUAUUGGUGGGCUGGAGUUACUGCCUAG
Aspergillus bombycis is the source of this 897-nucleotide messenger RNA. RefSeq lists its product as uncharacterized. Lineage: Eukaryota; Fungi; Ascomycota; Eurotiomycetes; Eurotiales; Aspergillaceae. The coding region runs from base 1 to 897 and encodes 298 amino acids. The transcript has a single exon. The record is from RefSeq and is a predicted model, not a curated record.